Molecule: messenger RNA, 6631 nt
Organism: Pseudophryne corroboree (corroboree frog)
Lineage: Eukaryota; Metazoa; Chordata; Amphibia; Anura; Myobatrachidae
Product: zinc finger protein 850-like
Exons: 10
Coding region: 143-5272 (1709 amino acids)
Source: RefSeq, a predicted model, not a curated record
UUUCACCCACAGGAAAAACUUUAAUAUCCGGUGCUACAACUUCCGAGUGUAGAGAGUCCAGUCUUGCACCAAGAGACACUACAUCUGUGAGGAACCUUUGUCUUUAUUAUACAUAUUCUGUAUUCUCACUGAUUAACUGAGGAUGGAUACGGACAGGAGUCAGAAGACUGAGAUGAUAAUAAAUAUCACCCUGGAGAUCAUCUACCUGCUGACUGGAGAGGGUUACACGGUAGUGAGGAAGACAUCCGGUAAGUUCGAGACACCCAGCAGCUGUCCCCGUGUGUCAGGAAGACUGAGCAGAACCCAGAGCCCCAUCACGGUGCCUCCACCUCACUCACUGAUACAUGAGAGACACAAUAACCAGAAGAUCCUAGAACUCACCAACAAGAUCAUUCAGCUGCUGACUGGAGAGGAGCAAGAGUAUAUAGAGGAACACAGGGGUCUGUACAAGGACGUGAUGAUGGAGAAUCACCGGCCCCUCACAUCACUGGAUGGGCAUAGUAACAGAGAUACCCCAGAGAGAUGUCCCCGUCCUCUGUAUUCCCAGGACUGUACAGAGAAGAGUCACAGGACCCCACAGGAGAAUCAGGGUGAAGAUAGGAGUAAUGUGACUGAUAUGAAGGCAGAAGAUAUAGAGGGAGAAGAAGAGAUGUAUGUGACUGAUAUAAAGGCAGAAGAUAUAGAGGGAGAAGAAGAGACGUAUGUGACUGAUAUGAAGACAGAAGAUAUAGAGGGAGAAGAAGAGAUGUAUGUGACUGAUAUGAAGGCAGAAGAUAUAGAGGGAGAAGAGACGUACGUGACUGAUAUGAAGGCAGAAGAUAUAGAGGGAGAAGAAGAGACGUGUGUGACUGAUAUGAAGGCAGAAGAUAUAGAGGGAGAAGAAGAGACGUAUGUGAAGGAUGAUCUGCAGUGUAAGGAGGAGGAAAUCCCUACAGAUAUCAGCACAGAUGAAUGUAACAGAAGGAAUAUCUCAGAAGAAAAUCUAAUUUCAUCUUCAGGUUGUAAAACAGAAGAUGAUGACAUCACACAAGAUUCUCCUGGAGAAACCCCUACUGCUCUACUCGUACCUCCUGUACCUCAAAAUGUGCUUGUGUCAUGUGGUCCCUCUAAUCAAAGGGAAUGUUCUGAUAACACUGAUAUUGGGUCAUCUUCUACAGCUCUGACAGUAGAUAAAAUAUUUCCCUGUUCUAUAGAUGACAGAUGUUUUACACAGACCGCACAGCUUAUAACCAAUCAUCCAGCUAAGGGAGGUGAGAAACCAUUUCCAUGUUCUGAGUGUGGGAAAUGUUUUACACACAACUCACGUCUUGUUACACAUCAGAGAAGUCACACAGGUGAGAAACCAUUUCCAUGUUCUGAGUGUGGGAAAAGUUUUACCGAUAAAUCAAAUCUUGUUACACAUCAGAGAAGUCACACAGGUGAGAAGCCAUUUCCAUGUUCUGAGUGUGGGAAAAGUUUUACACACAAGUCACAUCUUGUUGCACAUCAGAGAAGUCACACAGGUGAGAAGCCAUUUCCAUGUUCUGAGUGUGGGAAAUGUUUUACACACAACUCACGUCUUGUUAAACAUCAGAGAAGUCACACAGGUGAGAAACCAUUUCCAUGUUCUGAGUGUGGGAAAUGUUUUGCUGAUAAAUCAAAUCUUGUUACACAUCAGAGAAGUCACACAGGUGACAAGCCAUUUCCAUGUUCUGAGUGUGGGAAAUGUUUUACAUGGAAAUCACUUCUAUGUCUACAUGAGAGAAUACAUACAGGUGAGAAGCCAUUUCCAUGUUCACAGUGUGGGAAAUGUUUUACCAAAAAAUCAAAUCUUGUUACACAUCAGAGAAGUCACACAGGUGACAAGCCAUUUCCAUGUUCUGAGUGUGGGAAAUGUUUUACACACAAGUCAUGUCUUGUUAAACAUCAGAGAAGUCACACAGGUGACAAUCCAUUUCCAUGUUCUGAGUGUGGGAAAUGUUUUACACGGAAAUCACUUCUAUGCCUACAUGAGAGAAUACAUAUAGGUGAGAAGCCAUUUCCAUGUUCACAGUGUGGGAAAUGUUUUACCAAUAAAUCAAAUCUUGUUACACAUCAGAGAAGUCACACAGGUGACAAGCCAUUUCCAUGUUCUGAGUGUGGGAAACGUUUUACACACAAGUCACGUCUUGUUAAACAUCAGAGAAGUCACACAGGUGAGAAACCAUUUCCAUGUUCGGAGUGUGGGAAAUGUUUUACCGAUAAAUCAAAUCUUGUUACACAUCAGAGAAGUCACACAGUUGACAAGCCAUUUCCAUGUUCUGAGUGUGGGAAAUGUUUUACACACAACUCACGUCUUGUAGCACAUCAGAGAAGUCACACAGGUGAGAGGCCAUUUCCAUGUUCUGAGUGUGGGAAAUGUUUUACACACAAAUCAGCUCUUGUUAAACAUCAGAGAAGUCACACUGGUGAGAAGCCAUUUCCAUGUUCUGAGUGUGGGAAAUGUUUUACAUACAACUCACGUCUUGUUAAACAUCAGAGAAGUCACACAGGUGAGAAACCAUUUCCAUGUUCUGAGUGUGGGAAAUGUUUUACCUAUAAAUCAUAUCUUGUUACACAUCAGAGAAGUCACACAGGUGAUAAACCAUUUCCAUGUUCUGAGUGUGGGAAAAGUUUUACCGAUAAAUCAAAUCUUGUUACACAUCAGAGACGUCACACAGUUGACAAGCCAUUUCCAUGUUCUGAGUGUGGGAAAUGUUUUACACACAAGUCACAUCUUGUUGCACAUCAGAGAAGUCACACAGGUGAGAAGCCAUUUCCAUGUUCUGAGUGUGGGAAAUGUUUUACAUACAACUCACGUCUUGUUAAACAUCAGAGAAGUCACACAGGUGAGAAACCAUUUCCAUGUUCUGAGUGUGGGAAAUGUUUUACCUAUAAAUCAUAUCUUGUUACACAUCAGAGAAGUCACACAGGUGAUAAACCAUUUCCAUGUUCUGAGUGUGGGAAAAGUUUUACCGAUAAAUCAAAUCUUGUUACACAUCAGAGAAGUCACACAGAUGACAAGCCAUUUCCAUGUUCUGAGUGUGGGAAAAGUUUUACACAGAAGUCACAUCUUGUUGCACAUCAGAGAAGUCACACAGGUGAGAAACCAUUUCCAUGUUCUGAGUGUGGGAAAUGUUUUAGAGAUAAAUCAUCUGUUGUUAGACAUCAGAAACUUCACACACAUGAGAAUCCAUUUCCAUGUUCUGAGUGUGGGAAAUGUUUUAAACACAAGUCAGUUCUUGUUAAACAUCAGAGAAGUCACACAGGUGAGAAGCCGUUUCCAUGUUCACAGUGUGGGAAAUGUUUUGCUGAUAAAUCAAAUCUUGUUAAACAUCAGAGAAGUCACACAGGUGACAAGCCAUUUCCAUGUUCUGAGUGUGGGAAAAGUUUUACAUACAAGUCACAUCUUGUUGCACAUCAGAGAAGUCAAACAGGCGAGAAGCCAUUUCCAUGUUCUGAGUGUGGGAAAUGUUUUAAACACAAGUCAGUUCUUGUUAAACAUCAGAGAAGUCAAACAGGCGAGAAGCCAUUUCCAUGUUCUGAGUGUGGGAAAUGUUUUAAACACAAGUCAGUUCUUGUUAAACAUCAGAGAAGUCACACAGGUGAGAAGCCAUUUCCAUGUUCACAGUGUGGGAAAUGUUUUGCUGAUAAAUCAAAUCUUGUUAAACAUCAGAGAAGUCACACAGGUAACAAGCCAUUUCCAUGUUCUGAGUGUGGGAAAUGUUUUACCUGGAAAUCACGUCUAUUUCUACAUGAGAGAAUACAUACAGGUGAGAAGCCAUUUCCAUGUUCUGAGUGUGGGAAAAGUUUUACAUACAAGUCACGUCUUGUUACACAUCAGAGAAGUCACACAGGUGAGAGGCCAUUUCCAUGUUCUGAGUGUGGGAAAUGUUUUACAUGGAAAUCACUUCUAUUUCUACAUGAGAGAAUACAUACAGGUGAGAAGCCAUUUCCAUGUUCUGAGUGUGGGAAAAGUUUUACAUACAAGUCACGUCUUGUUACACAUCAGAGAAGUCACACAGGUGAGAGGCCAUUUCCAUGUUCUGAGUGUGGGAAAUGUUUUACACAUAAAUCAAAUCUUGUUCUACAUGAGAGAAUACAUACAGGUGAGAAGCCAUUUCCAUGCUCACAGUGUGGGAAAUGUUUUACUGAUAAAUCAAAUCUUGUUAAACAUCAGAGAAGUCACACAGGUGAAAAGCCAUUUCCAUGUUCUGAGUGUGGGAAACGUUUUACACACAAGUCACGUCUUGUUAAACAUCAGCAAAGACACACAGGUGAGAAACCAUUUCCAUGUUCUGAGUGUGGGAAAUGUUUUACCGAUAAAUCAAAUCUUGUUACACAUCAGAGAAGUCACACAGGUGACAAGCCAUUUCCAUGUUCUGAGUGUGGGAAAAGUUUUACACACAAGUCACAUCUUGUUAAACAUCAGAGAAGUCACACAGGUGAGAGGCCAUUUCCAUGUUCUGAGUGUGGGAAAUGUUUUACACACAACUCACGUCUUGUUAAACAUCAGAUACGUCACACAGGUGAGAAACCAUUUCGAUGUUCUGAGUGUGGGAAAUGUUUUACUGAUAAAUCAAAUCUUGUUACACAUCAGAGAAGUCACACAGGUGACAAGCCAUUUCCAUGUUCUGAGUGUGGGAAAUGUUUUACACACAACUCACGUCUUGUUAAACAUCAGAGAAGUCACACAGGUGAGAAACCAUUUCCAUGUUCUGAGUGUGGGAAAUGUUUUACCGAUAAAUCAUAUCUUGUUACACAUCAGAGAAGUCACACAGGUGAGAAGCCAUUUCCAUGUUCUGAGUGUGGGAAAAGUUUUACAGAUAAAUCAAAUCUUGUUACACAUCAGAGAAGUCACACAGGUGACAAGCCAUUUCCAUGUUCUGAGUGUGGGAAAAGUUUUACACACAAGUCACAUCUUGUUAAACAUCUGAGAAGUCACACAGGUGAGAAACCAUUUCCAUGUUCUGAGUGUGGGAAAUGUUUUACACAGAAAUCACAUCUUGUUCUACAUGAGAGAAUACAUUCAGGUGUGCAGCCAUUUCCAUGCUCACAGUGUGGGAAAUGUUUUACCGAUAAAUCAAAUGUUGUUACACAUCAAAGAAGUCACACAGGUGACAAGCCAUUUCCAUGUUCUGAGUGUGGGAAAAGUUUUACACACAAGUCACGUCUUGUUAAACAUCAGAGAAGUCACACAGGUGAGAAACCAUUUCCAUGUACUGAGUGUGGGAAUUGUUUUAGAGAUAAAUCAUCAGAAACUUCACACACAUGAGAAUGUGUAACAUGACAGUAAUCGAAUCUUGAUAAAACUAUACUUUAUUAACACUAGUUAAAAUUUGUAUAUAUGCAGAUGGAAAGUUAUUUAUCUUACAAAUAAAUCUAAUUUCUCACAUAUUUUUUGUUAAAGGGCUGAGCUGGAAUGGUUUGUGUUAUUUAUCUAGCAUCCAUAAGGGAUAUUGGGGACAGAAUUAGUGCGAUGGGGUAUAGAUGGGUCCAAAGGAGCAAGUGCACUUUAAAAUUCUUCACUGGGUGUGCUGGCUCCUCCCCUCUAUGCCCCCUCCUACAGCUCAGUUUAGAUAAAGUUCCCUCAGGAGAGGAUGCACACUCUAAAGCUCCAGAGUUUUUCUUCAUUUUAUUUCUAAGUUUUAUUUAUUUCGGUAUGCUGUUUGGGCAACAGCAUACCUGCCUCUUGAGGUGCAGAGCCGCUUUCCCGCUGCAGGACCGCCGUCCUGAGGGGCUGUUUGUUCAGCGAGGCAUGGAUCCUUGGCUGUCUCAGCCGCAGCAUGCUGCAAACCCUUAACACUGCGUGAAGGUGAUCAUCAGUGGUGAGUACCAACCAGGGGCCCCGCUAGGGUGCUCACCCGGUCUAAUGUGUGGCUGAAGCAUGGGUCAGGCAUACGGGUCCCUCCUGGGGGGACCCAUUAUAGUUCCUGCGUGAGACUGGCUAACUACAAUGAACCAAGCAUUUAUGUGAGGUUGUACAUGUUAAAGGAGACAUGGCCAGUAUAAAUAUACAGCAGUAGCUCCGGCGCCAUGUCGGGGGGCGGAGCUACAUGAGAGCAGGCUCAGCGGCAUUUUGGCGUCUUCCUCUGCAUGAGCAGCAGCUGCAGCAGCCUACACAGCUCCUCCAGAACUGCCCCUGUAUACACUGGUACCAGGUAUAGGGAGGGGGGAAGGAGAGCCGCUAUCAUUGUGCACAAUAAUCCCCUGGGGUUACACAUAUAUAUCAAACGCUGACAACCUCACUGGGGCCGGUCAGUGUUGGGUGCGCUGGAGUCUCUCUUCUCUGUCUCCUCUCACAUUCAAUAGGGCAGGCUUGUCAUAUAUAAUAUCAGGCUGUAUUGUGUGUGUAUAUUAUACCUGUUUUUCUAAUCACUAUGGUAAAACAGAAGUCUUGUAAUGCCAGGUUCUCUCCUAGUACAUACAGCUCAUUAUCAUGUGAGCAGUGUAGUCAGUCAUCUCAUGCUGAUACUAAUGUGGGGGAGAAUGCAGAGCCCCCCUGGUUGGGGUCUAUAAAAACUAUGAUGUCUGAUAUGUCAUCUCAGCUCACUGCAACUGCAAACAAGACACAAGAACUGCAACAAGCAGUUACUGCUAAGCGUCCCUCCUGCCUGCUUCACAGAAACCUGCU